Messenger RNA from Sardina pilchardus (European sardine), 2162 nucleotides. RefSeq names its product E3 ubiquitin-protein ligase TRIM39-like. Gene Ontology annotation, biological process: protein ubiquitination. Gene Ontology annotation, cellular component: cytoplasm. Gene Ontology annotation, molecular function: protein binding; ubiquitin protein ligase activity; zinc ion binding. Lineage: Eukaryota; Metazoa; Chordata; Actinopteri; Clupeiformes; Clupeidae. The coding region runs from base 215 to 1570 and encodes 451 amino acids. The transcript has 6 exons. The record is from RefSeq and is a predicted model, not a curated record.
CAGAUUGGGUGAGAUACUGAUUGUUGUUUGAUCAGAGGUAAUUUCAGACUGAGAUAUUAACUCUUGUAGUUAACAGAUGUGUAAGAGGUGGAUAAUCUAUGCCAGGAAGUGGUAGGCUACACACAGGGGUCAUUUAGACUAAACCACAAUUGUCUUAGCUGUUAAAAGUGAAAGUAGAAACUAACCGGACGAGUUAAGAUUUUCACGGGAGAAAAUGGCUUCAAACCUUGAAGAGGAGUUUUGCUGUCCUGUGUGCUGUGACAUCUACAAGGAUCCUGCCAUUUUGAGCUGCUCUCACAGCAUCUGUAAAGCCUGUCUGGAGCAGUUCUGGGAGAAAAAAGGAUCCAGAGAAUGUCCCUACUGCAGGAGGAAGUGCUCUAAAGAAAACUAUCAACCUAACAUGGCAUUAAGGAACCUGUGUGAAGCUUAUUUAAGGGAGAGAAGUCAGAGAGCUUCAGCAGGGUCUGAGGUGCUCUGCAGUCUGCACGGUGAGAAACUCAAGCUCUUCUGUCUGGAGGAUAAACAGCCUGUGUGUCUGGUGUGCAGAGACUCAAGAAAACACGCCAACCACAAGUUCCAGCCUUUGGAUGAGGCAGCAGCUGACCUUAAGGAGCUGCUGAGCAUUAAACUAGAGUCCUUACAGAAGAAGCUGAAGGUCUUUGAAAAAGCAAAACUCUCCUGUGAUGAAUCAGCUAAACAUGUGAAGACUCAGACCCAGCACACAGAGAAGCAGAUCAAGGAGGAGUUUGAGAAGCUUCACCAGUUUCUACGAGAUGAAGAAGCAGCCAGGAUAGCUGCACUGAUGGAGGAAGAGGAGCAGAAGAGUCAGAUGAUGAAGGAGAAGAUUGAGAAGAUGAGCAGAGAGAUCUCAUCUCUUUCAGACACUAUCAGAGCCAUACAGGAGAAGAUGGGAGCUGAUGCCAUCAAAUUCCUACAGAACUACAGGAGCACAGUGGAAAGAGCCCAGUGCACACUGCAGGAUCCAGAGAGGGUUUCAGGAGCUUUGAUCAAUGUGGAGAAACACCUGGACAACCUGAAGGUCAAGAUCUGGAAGAAAAUGAUUGCUCCUGUGACUCUGGAUCCCAACACUGCACACCCAAAUCUCAUCCUGUCUGAGGAUCUGACCAGCGUGAGAGCUGUUAAACAUAACCCACAGAGGUUUGAUGAGUAUCGCAGUGUCCUGGGCUCUGAGGGCUUCAACUCAGGGACUCACUGCUGGGAUGUGGAGGUUGGAAAGAACACAUGGUGGCGUGUGGGUGUGAUGACAGAGUCUCACCAGAGGAAAGGAGACUACACCUCCAUGAGUGGACGCUGGUGUGUGUGGUAUGAUGGUGCUGCAUAUAAAGCACGUGCUCCUCCUCAGUCCCCCACUCUCCUCACAGUGCAGCAGAAACUCCAGAGGAUCAGAGUGCAGCUGGACUGGGACAGAGGAGAGCUGACAUUCUCUGACCCUGAUAAUAACACACACCUACAGACUUUCACACACAGAUUCACUGAGAGAGUGUUCCCAUAUAUGUAUACUGGCUGUAGUCUCUAUCCUCUGAGGAUCCUACCAGUGAGUCCUCAGUAGCAUCAGAGCAGCACUGAUGGAGCUGAUGGUGUCUCUGACUGCACUCUCAUGAGGCCAGUAGGUGUGAUUGUGGAGCUGUGCUGAAUAUAGCGCACUUAAACAAGGAGAUGCAUUGAUUCAUUAACACACCGAGUAUACUAAUGAUGACUGAGUAUACUAAUGAUGACUGAGUAUACUAAUGAUGAGUAUAUUGAUGACCAAGUACAGUAUGCUAAUGAUGACCGAGUUUGCUAAUGAUGACCGAGUAUAGCCUACUAAUGAUGGCCGAGUAUACUAAUGAUGACAGAGUAUACUAUUGAUGACCGUCGGUCAGUUUUGAACCCUGAAUGCAUUUGCACCACAGUCAACAACCCCCCCCCCACACACACACACACACACACACACACACAGUCUACGUCACCUCAGAAUAGAGUAAUGCUCUGAUUGGAUGCUGAAAGUAAAAGAGGGAGGGGCAGAGCAACAUUGGAGUCAUACUUUGGCUCACAUAACUUCAACUCCAAUGUAAAUUAGAUUGAUUGAUUACUUAAAGUGAUAGAAUGCAUUCUAUUUAAGCCACUUAUUUCAAAAUGUGUGCCAACAGACACAGAGUGUG